CAAAAAUAGAGACAGAGAGAGAGAGAGAGAAAGAGCAUUUUUUUACAUUUUUUUAAAAUCGAAUUGUGCCUAAAUGUUUAUGCCAGAGCUUGUGUUUUUUUUUUAACAUUGUGUCCAAUCCAAAACUCAUAACCCACCGACUUAAAAUGGAAUGCAAAGGCACAUGGACACCCUUUGAGCAAAAGUACUUUAACAAUAUGAUGGAAAUCUUUCUAAACACAUCGACAUCAUCGUCGGCAGCAUCCUCUCAAGCCAGCUCGCCCACAACAUCGGCCACCGCAGCGGCAGCAGCAUGGGAAGUUAGCAAAGGAUUGGCGGCCACUCAUAGAUUGGCUGCUUAUCAGCAACAGCAGCAACAACAUCGUCAAAUGCUACUCGAGGAGCAUCAAUUGGAACAAAAGCAACUGCAACGUUUCCAACAGAUGAGACAAUUCUAUUUGGCUCGUCAUCAUCAUCAUCAGCAACAGCAGCAACAUCAUCAUCAUCAGCAGCAGCAGCAGCAACAUUAUCAUCAUCAUCAGCCCUCUUCGAAUAUGGCAAAUGGUCUAAUCUGGCAACCAUGGCUUGAUUUUCAACACGCAGCUGCAACAGAAUUUCAGCAACAAUUCCAAUUGCACAAAGAAAUGCAUGUGACGUCAAAGGAGCUGCCAACAACCAAAUGGCGACGUGAACGUCGCCAACGAACGGCAGAAUAUCAAGUUCAUGAGGCCGGCAUCAAUAAUGGCGAGCGAGAGCGGGACAGGGAGAGGGAACGCGAACGGGAACGGGAACGCGAGCGAGAACGGGAACGGGAUCGAGAGGAUCGCGAUAUGGAUAGCCCCAUUGAUAUGUCGGUGACAUCUAGCUCAUUGAAGAAUUAUCAUAAUCAGCAGAGCAGAGCCUCACCGCCGCCACCAUAUCGUGAGCCGCUGCCAGGUACCAACUAUGCGGCCAAUAGUCGUCCCAGCGUCAUAACGCAGGCGCCGCCAAAGCGAGAAUUGCAGGAAGUUACCAAAUUCUCGGACGAUGCCUGCGACAUUGAUGAACAUUUCCGUCGCUCACUGGGACCGGACUAUGCGAAUUUGUUUGCCAAAAAGUCGCCAACAUCGACACCGACGCCCACUCCCUCGCCCAGUGGCACUCCCAUGCAACAAGUAUCGCCACAUGCUCACCAUCAUUAUCAGCCACAUCGUUCGCCGUUACCACUGGCCAAGCCCGGAUUGCCCAUAAUGCAUUCGCCCACGCUGAGAUCUCAGCCAGAGUCGCCGCAGCAGCAGCAGCAGCAGCAAACCGAAUUACCGCCACCUCAAGAGGAGCCACUGUCAUUACAUCGCAGUCAGACGCCACCAUCGCCGGCAGCAGCUUCAAUUCCAACAUUACAAGCAGCCGUUGUAGUAGCAGCGGCAACAGCAGCAGCCGCAGCUGGGACGGAUCUCCCAGUGGCCGCCAAGCGAGCCCUGGACACGCCCCACCAUACACCACCCAGAUAUAAUACUCCGCCGCCGGCCUAUGGCAGUGGUCACACUGCUGUGACAACAACAACACCAACACCAACAACGACAAAUGCCGCCUCGACACCCACACCAACGCCCAUACCUACGCCCACGCCCACACCCACACCAACACCCACAAUGCCUGCUAUCAUACGCGUCAAGGCCGAACCCGGUUUGGCUGCGGUGGCCGCAGCAUCAUCCUCGUCAACCCAAACGCCGCCUGCCUCGCCGACCUCGUCCACAAACAUUUCGAUAUUCACCAAGACUGAAGCCUCUGUCGAUGAUCAUUUUGCCAAGGCGCUGGGCGACACCUGGAAGAAGCUCCAAGGCGGCAGCAGCGGCGGCGGCGGCGUCGGAGGAGGCGGUCUGACCAAGGAUUAGGACUAGGACUAAAACACAUACAAACAAGCCGUAGAUGAAGAUGGAUAGUUAGGAUGAUGGACGAAGAAGAAGAAGAAGGUAUAGAGGAGAUGGGAACCACCACAACCACAAGAGCUGUUUAUUUUACAAUUUACUACAUAUAUAUACAAAGUAUAUAUAUAUAUAGAAAUCAAUAUAUAUAUAUAUAUAUCUAUUUCAACUACACAAUUGACGUUUAAAGAUCUCAUGACGAUGUGAAACAAAAGGAAAAAAAUUCUUCAACUGCGUGUGUAUUAAAACAAAAAACAA
Drosophila willistoni is the source of this 2141-nucleotide messenger RNA. It is a transcript of the gene Tgi, whose product is annotated as cell surface glycoprotein 1. The record is from RefSeq and is a predicted model, not a curated record. NCBI's taxonomy places the organism in Eukaryota, Metazoa, Arthropoda, Insecta, Diptera, Drosophilidae. The transcript has 3 exons. The coding region runs from base 147 to 1853 and encodes 568 amino acids. Gene Ontology annotation, biological process: negative regulation of DNA-templated transcription. Gene Ontology annotation, molecular function: transcription coactivator binding.